CAUGAAGAAUUAAUUAAUUGUAUUAAAAAUAAAUAGUUGAUCGACGGUUAUAUACUCCUAUCUCUUAUAAGUUUUGGCUGCAGAUCUAAGACUCAAUCAAGCCAUUUUGAUAAAAUGUUUCAAUAAGACUACGGACACGCACGCGCUAUAAAAAAAGGUGAUAUUGACAAAAUGGUGGUUAAAAUUAUCAUCAUCGGGGCUGGAGUUGGUGGUACAGCAGCAGCUGCUAGACUUAGCAAAAAAGGAUUUCAAGUAGAAAUUUAUGAAAAAAAUUCAUAUAAUGGUGGAAGAUGUUCACUCAUUUAUCAAAAUGGACAUCGAUUUGAUCAAGGUCCAUCAUUGUAUCUAAUGCCCAAAAUAUUUGAAGAGACAUUAGAAGAUUUAGGGGAGGACAUUAAAAAUCACAUAGAGUUAUUGAAGUGUUCUACUAAUUAUAAUGUACAUUUUCACGAUGGAGAAACGUUCGAACUCACCACAGAUAUAUCAAAAUUAUCUCGUUCUUUGGAAAAAUAUGAAGGCAGUGAUGAAUCGACAUUAAUUAAUUUUUUGAGCUAUUUAAAGGAAACUCAUAUACACUAUCAAAGAGGCGUUAAAGUUGCACUCAAAACCGAUUUUCAACAUUGGUAUGAUUUAUUCAAUCCAAAAUAUAUACCAGACAUAAUCCAACUGCAUCUACUGGACACUGUUUAUAACAGAGUUUGUAAGUAUUUCAAGAGCGACUACAUGAGAAAAGCGUUUUCAUUCCAGACUAUGUACUUGGGAAUGUCUCCAUAUAGUGGCUUAGCUGCCUAUAGCUUGCUGCAGUACACUGAAAUAGCAGAAGGGAUUUGGUAUCCGAAAGGAGGCUUCAAUACAGUUUUACAAAGUCUUGAAAACAUUGCUGUAAAACAUGGGGCAAAAUUCCACUAUAAUGCAGAUGUCCAAAAAAUAAUAGUUGAUGACAAAGGAGUGGCAAAAGGAAUCAAAUUGGUAAAUGGUGAUGUAGUAAAUAGUGACAUUGUAAUUUGUAAUGCAGAUCUCGUAUAUGCGUACAACAAACUUUUACCAAAAACAUCAUACGCUAAAAAACUCGGCAAAAAAGAACUCACUUCAUCUUCUAUAUCAUUUUAUUGGUCCAUGAAAACAAUUGUGCCACAAUUGAAAGAACACAACAUUUUUUUGGCUGAAAAAUAUAAACAAAGUUUUGAUCAAAUAUUCAAGGAUCAUACGUUGCCCGACGAACCAUCGUUUUAUGUUAACGUGCCAAGUCGCAUCGAUCCAACAGCAGCACCAGAAGGAAAAGACACAGUCGUGGUCUUAGUACCAGUGGGGCAUAUAACGAAUGUCUCUAAUAUUGAUUUCGAUCAACUUGUUAAGAAAGCUAGAGAAAAUGUAAUCGACACAAUGGAGAAAAGAUUGAAGAUAUCCAACUUCAGAAAUUUGAUCGAUCAUGAGAUAGUGAACGAUCCUAGAACAUGGCAAAACAAAUUUAACUUAUGGAAAGGUUCUAUACUAGGAUUAUCUCAUUCGUUAUUUCAAGUUUUAUGGUUCAGACCUAGUUUGAAAUGUAAAAUAUUUGAAAACCUGUAUUUUGUUGGUGCUUCGGUGCAGCCUGGUACUGGUGUACCAAUAGUUUUAUGUGGAGCAAAAUUACUAGAGAAACAGUUGUGUGAUAGGUUCUCGGAGAAUACAGUUAAACUAAAAUCAUAUUCGAAGUCCUUUUCAUUAUUAAUCAGUAUCCUAGCAAUUCUGUUUUUUUGCUUUGUUUCUGAAUUUUAAAUUUAACCGAGUAUGACAUUAUAUUAUUUGUAUAUAUUUUAAGCAUUAUAAUUUUCUCAUU
Myzus persicae (green peach aphid) is the source of this 1819-nucleotide messenger RNA. RefSeq names its product phytoene desaturase-like. The record is from RefSeq and is a predicted model, not a curated record. Gene Ontology annotation, molecular function: oxidoreductase activity. Gene Ontology annotation, biological process: carotenoid biosynthetic process. The coding region runs from base 172 to 1758 and encodes 528 amino acids. The transcript has 3 exons. NCBI's taxonomy places the organism in Eukaryota, Metazoa, Arthropoda, Insecta, Hemiptera, Aphididae.